UGUGAUUUGUGCUGCGUCUGAAGAAACGACAUUUGUCAAACAGCAGAGAACGCUCUUAACUUUUUGACUGGGAUCUGUUUAUUUCUUUCUAGAGAUAAAGUAAGCAGACGAUGGCACGGCUUGUUUCAAAAUCGACCGAAUUGGUAAAACUUGGUGUUAAUCACAUGAAGCCUAUACUGCAAGUAUGGUCACAGUACGCCAAAGUAGAACUGACGCCACCUACUCUAAAAGACAUCUCUGCAAUUCGUAGUGGAUUUUCACAGUUGAUUCAUUCUGCACGGACUGGGCGUUAUCGUGAUGUCACUGUACGUGAAGGUAUCAUAAAUACCUUAGUAGCUGCUGAAAUAUAUUGCUGGUUCUUUGUUGGAGAAUGUAUCGGAAAGCGGCAUAUUGUUGGAUAUGAUGUAUAAAUAGAUAUAUAAUCUUAUAUAGAAUCCUGUAUAAAUUAGAUUUGCUCAUAAAUAUAUUAUACAAAAAUAUAA
This is a messenger RNA of Cyphomyrmex costatus, 482 nucleotides long. RefSeq names its product ATP synthase, subunit G. Lineage: Eukaryota; Metazoa; Arthropoda; Insecta; Hymenoptera; Formicidae. Gene Ontology annotation, biological process: proton motive force-driven ATP synthesis. The transcript is spliced from 2 exons. Gene Ontology annotation, molecular function: proton transmembrane transporter activity. Bases 111 to 410 code for a protein of 99 amino acids. The record is from RefSeq and is a predicted model, not a curated record.